Ostertagia ostertagi is the source of this 825-nucleotide messenger RNA. The record is from the annotation of a GenBank genome assembly. NCBI's taxonomy places the organism in Eukaryota, Metazoa, Nematoda, Chromadorea, Rhabditida, Trichostrongylidae.
AUGGAAGGCCAUGGCAACAAAAUCACUCCUGUGAAUGAAACCACUUCUUCACAGGCGAAUAGUCUUCAGAAUGGUAAUGCCAAGUUGGAAACGAAUUCAACGCAACCUGAGAAGGUCAUCAAUGUGCCACCUUUGAGCCUUGACAAACUUUCCGUCACCUCUGCGGAUGAGCAACCGUUGGAUCUUUCAUGGCCAGAAACUUCGUCAAAACGGCUGAUAUACGUGCUAUUGGCGCCAAUCACAUUUCCACUAUCGAUUACACUCCCGGAUGUUAGAAAACCGUCAUGGAAAUCUUGGUUUGCUGUGACAUUCAUUGGUUCCGUAUUGUGGAUUGCAUUAUUCUCUUAUUUAAUGGUGUGGUGGGCAAAUGUAAUUGGGGAAACUUUUGGUAUUCCCACAGAAAUAAUGGGGCUCACGAUACUUGCAGCUGGCACAAGCAUUCCUGACCUGAUCACUAGUGUGAUUGUGGCCAGAAAAGGUCUCGGCGACAUGGCCGUGUCCAGCUCGAUUGGUAGCAACCUCUUCGACAUCUGCGUUGGGCUUCCUGUUCCAUGGCUUCUGUACUUCAUUGUCGCUUUGUUUCGAGUUUCAAGUAGUGCCUUUCCGACAGUGGCUGUGAUUUCGAAUGGUCUCAUAUGUAGUGUGGGCAUGCUGUUUCUAAUGCUUGUGUUCUUGGUAGUUGCUAUCGCAUUAUCACGAUGGAAAAUGGACAAAGUAUUUGGUCUCGUGAUGAUUGUCUCGUACUUAGGUUUCUGCGUGUUCAGCGUUUUUCUAGAAACGGGUCAGAUUGUGUGUCCGUUGAAAACUGCUUCGGACAUAUGCUGA